UCUUAUAGCCUCCAUAAUCAGACUUAGAAGAGAGAGAGAGAGAGAGAGAGAUAGAAACCAGACACCCUAGACAGCGACACAGACCAGAGACGGGAAGGUCGAAAAUGGUGUCGGGGUCGGGUAUCUGCGCGAAGCGCGUCGUGGUGGACGCGAGGCACCACAUGCUCGGCCGUCUUGCCUCGAUCGUCGCGAAGGAGCUUCUGAACGGCCAGAAGGUCGUGGUCGUCCGCUGCGAGGAGCUCUGCAUAUCGGGAGGACUCGUGAGGCAGAAGAUGAAGUACUUGCGCUUCCUCCGCAAGCGCAUGAACACCAAGCCCUCUCACGGCCCCAUCCACUUCCGCGCCCCCGCCAAGAUCUUCUGGCGAACCGUUCGCGGAAUGAUUCCGCACAAGACCAAGCGUGGAGCUGCUGCGCUAGCUCGGUUAAAGGCUUACGAGGGAAUUCCGCCGCCUUACGAUAAGAUCAAGAGGAUGGUCGUCCCCGACGCUCUCAAGGUGUUGAGGCUUCAGAAGGGGCACAAGUACUGCUUGUUGGGUCGGCUUUCGUCUGAGGUUGGGUGGAACCACUAUGACACCAUAAGGGAACUUGAGAAGAAGAGAAAGGAGAGGGCUCAGUUGGCAUACGAGAGGAAGAAGCAGCUGAACAAGCUAAGGACGAAAGCUGAGAAGGCAGCAGAGGAGAAAUUAGGCUCCCAAGUAGACAUUCUUGCUCCGGUCAAGUACUGAAUAUUAUUACAAACUUGUUAGCGUCCUACAAUUUUGUUGAGAUUGUGUCUUUCUCUUCGGUUUUUAGUUUCUUUUCUUUGAUCCAAAGACUUGGACCCCCCAAUUCUGAAAGUUUUUGAAUGACCACCUUGUUUUUCUGUUUCAGAGUGUAGAGUGUUUCUUAUUCGACUUCUAUAUACUUCAGUCACAACCUGCAAUUGCAUUUGGCUUGCC
Molecule: messenger RNA, 938 nt
Organism: Morus notabilis
Lineage: Eukaryota; Viridiplantae; Streptophyta; Magnoliopsida; Rosales; Moraceae
Product: 60S ribosomal protein L13a-4
Exons: 4
Coding region: 105-725 (206 amino acids)
Biological process (GO): negative regulation of translation; translation
Cellular component (GO): cytosolic large ribosomal subunit; ribosome
Molecular function (GO): structural constituent of ribosome; mRNA binding
Source: RefSeq, a predicted model, not a curated record